Messenger RNA from Clonostachys solani, 663 nucleotides. The record is from the annotation of a GenBank genome assembly. Lineage: Eukaryota; Fungi; Ascomycota; Sordariomycetes; Hypocreales; Bionectriaceae.
AUGCCUGAGAUCACCUUGUAUCUUGCCAAUGGGGCCUGUUCCCUGGCAGCACAUCUCCUCUUGGAGGAAUUUGGCAUCCCCUACAAGACAGUCGUCAUGAAGAUGGGCCCCAAUGGCUGGGCAGCUGUUGACGGCAGCAUUAGCGCAGACGAGUACCGUCGUACAAUUCAUCACGCCAGCCAGGUCCCAGCCCUUAAAGUCGACAACGAAGUUAUAACCGAGAACCCUGCCAUUCUGGGCUUUAUUGCGACACUGAGCCCGGAAAGAAAGCUGACAGGCAAGACGGCGUUGGAAAAUGCGCGCACUGCGGAGUGGUUGGCAUGGAUAUCCGGCACCCUGCACGGGAUCGGAUUUACCAUGAUGUUCCGCCCUGGUCGUUUCUGUGAUAACGAAGCAGAGCAUACCAGGGUCAAAGAGAUGGGCCGAGAGCAGGUUCUGACUGGGUAUAAAAUCAUUAACAAGGCGUUGGAGAAGAAGGACUUCCCGGUCGGCGGGGCGGAGACACUCGUGGAUUACUUCAUGGUUCCUUUUUGGCAUUGGGGCAGUGCCUUUGGUAUUGAUAUCUCAUCUUUCACCAACUAUACCAAGUUGGUCAAGAGGAUAGAGGCAAAGGAGUCGGCAAAGCGUGUUCUACAAGAUGAGUCAGUGGAACCUGCACAGUAG